Molecule: messenger RNA, 7243 nt
Organism: Malurus melanocephalus (red-backed fairy wren)
Lineage: Eukaryota; Metazoa; Chordata; Aves; Passeriformes; Maluridae
Gene: PAK1
Product: p21 (RAC1) activated kinase 1
Exons: 15
Coding region: 406-2040 (544 amino acids)
Biological process (GO): intracellular signal transduction; regulation of MAPK cascade; regulation of axonogenesis
Cellular component (GO): cytoplasm
Molecular function (GO): protein serine/threonine kinase activity; ATP binding
Source: RefSeq, a predicted model, not a curated record
CUUGUGCAACACAGCAGCAGGGCAGAGCCCGUUUUAUUCUUGCCUUUUUUGGAUCUGCACGCACACAGUCCUCAGCACAAUGGAGCCGGCUCUGCGAUAGCGCAGCGAGAUACGAGCAGCAGAAAUAAAGUCAUUGCGGCGCUGCUCGCCAAGGCUGCAAGUGCCGGCGAUCCACUCCCCGCGUGGCCGCUCCGCCGAUGGCGUGAUUCCCAAAGACUUGUACGUCCCAGGCAGGCCAGCGCCGCUCCCGCCCUCUGCCCUGCGGAGCGGCGGCGCUCCGGGAGCCGYCUGCAGCCGCAGCACGGCCGGAGCACAGCCCGCGGCUCCCCGAGGCAGCGCCGAGGCCCACCACGCUCCGGGGUCCCGAUCUGCUGCGCCGGGAAGUAACGGCCUCCCCAACUGAAGAUGUCUAACAAUGGAGUUGAAACAGAAGACAAACCACCUGCUCCUCCAAUGAGAAAUACCAGCACUAUGAUUGGAUCAGGAAGCAAAGAUCCUGGGACCUUAAACCAUGGCUCAAAACCUCUGCCUCCCAAUCCAGAAGAAAAGAAGAGGAAGGAUCGAUUUUAUCGAUCUAUUUUACCAGGAGAUAAAACUAAUAAGAAAAAAGAGAAAGAGCGGCCGGAGAUUUCCCUUCCUUCAGACUUUGAACACACAAUUCAUGUGGGGUUUGAUGCAGUCACGGGAGAAUUCACGGGAAUGCCAGAGCAAUGGGCACGUCUGCUGCAGACUUCCAACAUCACCAAAUCGGAGCAGAAGAAGAACCCUCAGGCAGUGCUGGAUGUGUUGGAGUUUUACAACUCCAAGAAGAUCUCCAACAGUCAGAAGUACAUGAGUUUCACAGAUAAAUCAGCAGAGGACUACAAUUCAUCUAAUACWUUGAAUGUGAAGGCUGUCUCUGAGACCCCUGCAGUACCCUCAGUGUCUGAAGAUGAAGACGAUGAAGAUGAUGCAGCUCCACCCCCUGUGAUAGCUCCRCGACCUGAACACACCAAAUCUAUAUACACCCGUUCUGUGAUAGACCCUCUUCCUCCUCCUACCAGAGAUGUGGCCACCUCUCCUAUUUCUUCUCCCUCGGAAAACAGCACGACAGCACCCGACAUGCUGGUCAGGAACACAGAGAAGCAAAAGAAAAAGCCAAAAAUGUCAGAUGAAGAGAUACUGGAAAAAUUAAGUAUUAUCGUCAGUGUGGGUGAUCCAAAAAAGAAGUACACUAAUUUUGAGAAGAUUGGACAGGGAGCCUCAGGUACAGUUUACACRGCAAUAGAUGUAGCUACAGGACAGGAGGUUGCAAUCAAACAGAUGAAUUUGCAGCAGCAGCCCAAAAAAGAACUGAUUAUUAAUGAAAUCCUUGUGAUGAGGGAAAACAAAAACUCCAACAUUGUCAACUACUUGGACAGUUACCUUGUAGGAGAAGAGCUCUGGGUGGUGAUGGAGUACUUGGCAGGAGGCUCCCURACAGAUGUCGUGACGGAGACCUGCAUGGACGAGGGACAAAUUGCCGCUGUGUGCCGGGAGUGYCUCCAAGCCCUGGAAUUCCUCCAUUCAAACCAAGUUAUUCACAGAGACAUCAAGAGUGACAACAUCCUGCUGGGAAUGGAUGGCUCUGUCAAAUUAACUGACUUUGGCUUCUGUGCCCAGAUCACUCCUGAGCAGAGCAAGCGCAGCACCAUGGUGGGCACCCCGUACUGGAUGGCGCCUGAAGUGGUGACACGGAAAGCCUAUGGGCCCAAAGUGGAUAUCUGGUCACUGGGGAUCAUGGCCAUCGAGAUGAUCGAAGGAGAGCCCCCCUACCUCAAUGAGAACCCUCUGAGAGCCCUAUAUCUCAUUGCUACUAAUGGGACUCCAGAACUGCAGAAUCCAGAAAAGCUUUCUCCCAUAUUCCGAGACUUCUUGAAUCGCUGUCUUGAAAUGGAUGUGGAAAAGAGGGGUUCUGCAAAAGAGCUGCUACAGCACCAGUUCCUGAAAAUUGCRAAGCCUCUAUCCAGUCUCACUCCUCUGAUUAUUGCAGCUAAAGAGGCAGCCAAGAACAACCAUUAAAAUGGYGAAGUCAACACAGUCAUCGUGUCAAGACUUUUAGAAGUUGGUUUCAGAGACUGAAUUACUUGCCCCUCUCCCCUUCUGCUCCUUCYUCACAGGGGUGCUCUUAGGACUUUGACUUGCCCUGAAGGGUGGCAGAGGCAUCGUUCACUGUGUGUGAAAGGUCACACAACCAGGACAUGGCUGAUCUUGCAUGGUGAACUGUCCUUCCAUCCUUGUGAUGGGGACAAGAGGGGCAAGAAAAUUUUGUCGGGUUGAGAAGAUCUUUCUGAGAGUGUCUGAACUGACCUACACUUAGUGAAGCCAGUUUGUUUUCGUAUUUCUUACGGUGUUUAUUUUUAAAAAUAAUGUGGAGCCUUAGACCAUGUUUAUCUUAAUAAAUUAAAUCUUUUGCUGGCUGCACUUUGCCUGCUUCUGCCAAGCUGCUGUUACACCAGGGAGACUGCUCUGUGCUUUGGAUGACUGGAGCAGGGAAGGAGGCAGGCAGCAGCAAUGUGAACAGCUGUCAGCUGGGAGAGGAAACAAGGGUGAGAAGGUGUGUUCCUCCUGCAGCACUGCUGGAUGCUUCGAGGAAGUGUGGACAAAGCCUCUGUGUGCUUCCUGCAGCCACUGGAGAACUUAAUUCAUGGAUGACCUCCUUGCCAAAUUGUGUGAACUGCCCCCUGCUCCCCCCUCCCCUUCCCCCUUUAGUGGCAACUCUACUAGUUAAACAAAUCUCAAAUAUUUUUUUGUUGUUCUAGGAAAUAAAUCACGGGGAAAAAAAUGACAGCUCUUUUAGGGUUAUUUUAUCAGCGCUGUGAGGCUUUUUAGMGACACUGCCCUGUGUAAUAAAGCAAACAGAGCAACUGCUAUUCUAAAGACAAGAUUUGCCUGCAAAAUAUGUUGAAAAAACUSUUGUUUCUUAGAGCAAGUCCAAUGGAAAACAAACUGAUCAUGGAUGCUGCUUUGUCCUUGGAGAUGUGGGGACGUGAAUUCUUUGAAAUGAUGGUUUCUUUAUGCUACUGAUUCCUUGGGUUGACUACAGGCUAUAAAACAGCAGGAAACCUGGAACUGCUAGAAGAAGGAGUGGUUGUAAACACUGGGCUUAUGUUCAACUGUAUACUGAUUUUUAAUAAAGUGACUGCUGUGUUUCUUAACUUGGGGCUAGAGAAGAACUGGAAAAUUCUCUGUCACCAGACAAGUUCUGUCAUUGCUCGUGUGGUCACCGGGUACCUGAACAUGUUGGAUGGAGUAAUCUUGUUUCUUACCCCUUCUUUGGGGGUCCUUUGGGACAGCAAGUGACUCCCAAAGGUGUAACUUUACACACAGAGAAAAUGGAYAUAAACAGAGUGUAUUGUAACUGUGGGAGCUGCUUUCUCUGUACUGCUUUGGUCACGUAUGGGGUGAGUUUAAACCUGCUUUGGAGUAACCUCUCAUCUCUCUGUGGGACAGAAAUUCAUUCCUUCUUGCUGAGACCUGCUGCUGGUUCAGCCCUUCCCUCCCUGCACCUGGGCUUUAAUUAAAUUUAUUUUUCUUAUUGGCUCCAUAGUCCAUGACAGCUCUUACAUCAGCUUUACCRGGUGUAGGUAAUUUGUGAGUUCUUUUGCUUCUGAGUGGUCUUCUCCCAUUCUUUGUACUCUGGGGUGGUCACUGUUUGACACAARGCUGAGGGGUGAAGUCCAUUGCCCGAAUUUGCAGCCUCUCUGUGUGUGUAUAUUUUAUCUCCUGUACUAUUAGUUUCCUCUCACAAAGUUUAUAUCCAAGGAUGCAUUUUCUGCAGAGCUGCCAGCCUGGAAAGGGAUGUGAUCUGUUGAUGAGCUCAUGUACUUCGAUCUGAGGUGGAGAUUAUGGAAUGGAAGACCACUACGCUUGAAUAAUUCCCUUUGAAAAAGGCUUUGUAUUCCCUCUGGAAGACACGGGAUGGCACACGUGGGAAGGAAAGAUUUAGUGGCUAGAUCUCUCUUGAUCUAAAAUCUCAUUUGACUGGCAGAUUUGGCAAUUGACUCUUUUUCUGACAUCACAGGGCUUCAUUUGGUCCACAGUGUGUUUAGUGUUUGUGACUCCUUUAAUUCCCCGCCCCACCCCAUUCACUGCAUCUCAUUGGGAUGAGGAUCUUAAUGCAGAUGUGCCCCAUCUACGAGCAUGCAGGGGAGUUUGUUUUCCUGCAGCAAGAUGUCUGCCAAACCUCCCCAAAGAAGAUUGAAAGGGUUAUUUAUAUGUGUUUUAAGUUGCUCUUCUGGAUCCUCUAUUCCAUAAUGGAAAGGGAUCAACAGCAGCUGUUUAUCCCUGCUCUUACAGUGCUUCUGUCUCGUCAGCUUCCACAUUUUCUCCCUCCUGCCUGAUUUCUGUUGGCUGCUGGACAGGGUUGUUGCCACAGUCCUUUCCUUCUGCAGGGAGAAGCUGCAGGAGUGUGACCAUGCUUGUGUCAUCCUGUCCCAGGCUGUUUUGUCCCYGCUUGUGAUGGGUGGGUGGGAAGAGGAGGCGAUUGCUGCGCUGUGCCUGGACCUAGUUUCUGGUUACCAGACUACAUCACGGUUUUGUUUUCAGAAAAUCUUAAAAAAAUUUGUAAUUAGCUUAAUCUUAGGAGAAUGGGUUURUUUUGUCCUAGUCGUUCUGAAAUGCAUCCUUCCCUCCCCUCUCCUCUGAUGUGUGAGUCACCUGGCACCAACACCUCUGUUGGCUUUUGAAGAGCCCCAUACAGCACCUUCCUGUCUACAGAGGGCUCUUAAACGGUGACUUUCUGACUUCAAAUUUAACCUUCAGGGCUAAUUUUUCUGAGAAUAUCUUGUCCCUGCUGUUACUUGAAAGUAACUCCAACUGGACAGCUUCUUUGGUGCCUUUUUUCCCCUAACUUUCUCUUAUUAGCUGAUUUGCCUGAGUUGAAACCAUUUUUAAUCACAGCCCUAAAUUAUUUAUUUGCCGGCUAAUAUUAAAGUUCUCUCUUCUAUAUUAGAACAUUAAAUAUUCAAUUGUUUUGACUGUCCUUUCAGAAAAUUGGUUCCCUUUUUGAGGGAUCUCAAGCAGUCUUAUACCAGAAAUAAUUUCAUGUCCUACAGUUUACAGAGGACUUGGUGGACAGAGACACUAACUCAUCUUCUUUUCUUAAACACAGAGAUUGUCUUAUUUGAGUAUCGGUAGCUUCAAUAAGAGUUUUCCUGUUUUUCAAGAACAGACAUUGAUUUGUAUUACUUUAGCUAUUAGGAUUUUUUCGGGUUUAGAGUUUUUUUUUAACAAGCAAUUUGGCUCGGGUCCAAUAGUUUGUGUGUGAGAGGGAUAUGGAGACCGCAUGGGAAGAAGGCAGGUUAUUUGGACAACACUCAGCCACAUGGUGUGAUUCUUGGAGCUGCCGUGUGCAGAGCCAGGAGCUGGACACGAUGAUCCUYGUGGAUCCCUUCUAACUCAGGAUAUUCUGUGAGGCUGAGAGUGAAGAGCCAGGACAGGGAUGGAGGGCACAGCAGAACUGGCUGGUGGCAGCAGGAGCAGCACACCUUUAGCCAUCCCUGAAAUGUCAUCGCUGAAUGUUUUUAAAGAACAAAARUUUGACUGAUUAGUUGCUCCAGGCUCUUCUCUUGGCAGGCAUUAUGCUCCUACCAAACUGCAUUCCCCUUUCAAACAAAAGGGGUGCAGAGAUUUCUCCAGCAAAGGAGGCUCCUUGAGAAAGGAGGUUUCCAUGGAGACACUUACUUGACUUAAACGAUCUGGCUAAGACUUGAGAAGAGGUUUGAUGGGUAGACACCACAUCGACACAAAAGCCACUGUUUUGCAAAGUAGCUGGGGUUGCUGCGGUGUUUUGUUGGCAGCUUGAUGCCCCUUUUCAAGGGGUUGGCUUUGAAAAAGUGCCGAGAAUGUUGCCUGGUCAGGAAUGUGAGGUGUGGAAAAGUCUGGCUGUUCUUAGCUUAGCUGAGAUGUCUGUUCAUAUCCUAAUCCAUCUGUCCCUCGAAUUGCCUCAGGUCAGUGUAAGUAGGGCACAUUUGCAGCAGAGUACUGUGCGAGAGAGGAUUGCAGUGGUCUGUAGUAGGUGCUUGCUUCCUUGGAACCCACCCUUCUAGGCUGACAGCAAAAUUGAUUCUGACCAGUUUCCAAGAAUAAUACUUGUUUGAAACCCAUUCCUAAUUAAGAGCUUGCCUAGUCCAUUUGUCUGGUGAAUGACAACAUCUUCAAUGUUAAAAUUGUUAAAGAUGAACUGAUUAUCUGCUCGUCUUUCCUCCAUUAAACAGUAAGACUUUAAUGGCUUCUUAUUUCAGCUGUAAUAGAGAGCCUGUAGAUGUAUUUUGGGGUGUUGAGCCCGACUGGAUGGAGCAUAUGUGUAACAAAUGCUGUAGGAUCUCAUAAUUUGUUGCUAAUGACAACUCACAGUGGCAAAGGUGGGAUCCUGGAGAAGCAGCUGCCAGCUUUGACAGGGAAUGGCCAACAAAAAUUGCAAUGCAGAUGGGAGCUGGACAGAAACUUGCUGCCAGAGUGGAGCCUACAGGGAGUGGUGGGRAAGAGACAGAGUUGGUCAAAGGGGUAGGAUGAAGCAAAAGUUAAAACUUCAAUUACACAACUGCUGAGGAAAUUCAGGGAGCGCCACAGUAGCCUGGUGCAUCUCAAGGUAGCAGUGUCUCUGAAGGAGGAGAGCAGAGACAAGCCUUGGAAAGGAGAAGUGCUGAAAGUGGAGACAGGAGCAGCAAUAUGGCUCUGAGUCACAGCCUGUGCUARGAGCUGGAGUUAAUCCAGGAGGUUCACAAAAAAAUGACAAAAUUCAGCUYAAGAGGAAAAGUGGAGCUAGAACAGAGGAGAUGGCCUUGAUGUGCCAAGGAACUAAGAGAGAAGCCAGAUUUCCUUCAAGUGUGAAACAGCAGAAACGAAUUUAUCACAGGCUUCUGUGGAUGGCAAGCAGCUCAUUCCCUCCUGCCUUGCAGCAUCGGUGCCGUGUCUGUUUGUGAUUAGYUCUGCUUUGGGAUCAUGGGGUCAGCAGCCACCAUGCUUUGGGGCUCAUGUUUGUAAAGAAGGCUUUUUGCUCUGCACCUACUGAUUUCUGACUGCUGCUGUCCUCUGUUGGUGGAUGUCUUUGUGUCUUGUCCCACCUGGAAAUACAGAGGCUGUGGCAGUUUUAAAACCUGCUGGAUAAUGUAUUUCUCUCUGUGCUGUCUUGACAUAACUCUCCUGUACUGUACUGCUGGGUUUGUUUAAUGUGCCAGGUCAGCUCAGCCAUUUUAAAAAUAAAAUUGAAACCUGAAAUAAA